AUGGGUUUGUGUAAAAAAUGUAACCAAAAAAAUGCUGAAUUUAUAUGGUGUAAAACAUGUAACGCAAAACGUUUUCAACAAAAUUUUGAAAAUUGGACCAGUGGAAAUAAUGAUAUUGACAAGUUCAUUCAAAAUACUCAGCUAUUAGCAAGUAAAUCUGAAAAAGUAUUAGAGUGGAUACCUUAUGACAGAUUUUAUGAUAUUGAAUAUAUUGCGAAAGGAGGAUUUGGUAAAAUAUAUAAAGCAAUAUGGACUGAUGGAUUCAUAACUAAUUGGGAUAAUGAAAAGCAAAAUUGGAAAAGAAUAUGUCAGGACAAAGAUGUAGCAUUAAAAAGUUUAAAUAAUUCAAAGAAUGUUACAGUGGAAUUUCUCAAUGAGAUAACAUCACAUCAUAAAAUUGAAGACAACUUUUCUAUUAUUAACAUUUAUG
Molecule: messenger RNA, 430 nt
Organism: Rhizophagus irregularis DAOM 181602=DAOM 197198
Lineage: Eukaryota; Fungi; Glomeromycota; Glomeromycetes; Glomerales; Glomeraceae
Source: RefSeq, a predicted model, not a curated record